Pseudozyma hubeiensis SY62 is the source of this 2292-nucleotide messenger RNA. RefSeq lists its product as hypothetical. The record is from RefSeq and is a predicted model, not a curated record. Bases 1 to 2292 code for a protein of 763 amino acids. The transcript is spliced from 3 exons. NCBI's taxonomy places the organism in Eukaryota, Fungi, Basidiomycota, Ustilaginomycetes, Ustilaginales, Ustilaginaceae.
AUGAUCGAUAGCAGCCAUACGCGGCAGGAAAUGCGUUCGAACACAACAGGAGAGGCUGCCUUAGUUCCACUACCAGACAGCCCGAACGAGUCAUUGGUGCAUCACGAAUCAGCAGUGACUGCAUUUGCGGCACCAGCAUCCAUGUCUACCGAGCAGUUGAUCAGGCAUGAGGCAGUAGAAGGUCAGAUCCCUGCACUCAGCUCUGUGCUUCAGUCACCUCAACGCAAAGUCAGCGCCGAAACCAAACCAAUGUCGCCAGAGAAAGCCGCAUUAGCAGCCAUGUUUGACUCGAUCAAGAUGCCGCCGCCUGUCUCGCCUUCUAAAUCGCCUCGUAAAGCUUCGGGCAGCAGCAUCCUAUCUUCACCAUCCAAGCAGCUUUCACACGACAUCGGGCCCACGCCUAUGACGUUGUUUCGAAAGACAAGCUCCCCUCCUACCUCUCCGUCCAAGGUCGGAUCUUCCGACUCAGCUGCAUCGAGACCUCGCACUCGAGACUCGCCUCUGCGUCGACCUGUGAUCAUCAGCUCAUCUUCCUCGCCCGGCAAGGCCUUACGCAUGGCCGUGGGAGAGUCGAAAAAUGCAUCGACACCUCUUUCUCCUCCUUCUGCUCAAUCCAGACCCGCACGCAUGCGACCUUCCAUACUGGCUUCGUCCAGCAGUCCAAGCGCAAAGCUCUCCGACCUAACGCUCAACUUCGACACCACCGGCACACAGGAACUGCUGUUCAACCAAGACGCGAGCUUCCUUGCUGCUGCUGGAAACGCCGCUGCUGACGUCACGAUCGAUGACAGCUUCGACGUGUCCCGUGCCAGGGCUCGGAUCAGGUCCGCUUCCGCUGCGACCGCUAGCACGAGAAGGAGCUCGCCAGCCAAAAUCGGUGGCGGAUACAAAGCCAAGCCCCGAUGCAGUAUGGUGCCGGAAGAUGGAGUGCCUGAGAUCAAGUCAAUUUCUCCAGGCAAGAGGAACAACACUUUGGGCUCGAGAGGGCUGGGUGUUGGAAGAGUGGUCAAGAAUGCUGCUGGGGAUGACACGAUUGAGCUCAAUCUGACAGGAAGCUUCAUCGCCAAUUCGAGUAUGAUCGGAGGUAAUCUGAUGGACGAGAGUGGCGAAGCGUCGUUGCUUUUCGGCAACAAUUCCUUCUCGAUCUCGCAGUCAAAGUCGCCCAAGAAAGAGACGCGCAUUCAAUCAGAGAAGAAGACGGCGGUGAGAGGCGGUAGUGAUGACGACGAUGACGAUGACGAGGAGGAAGAUUUUGAGAGGGAUGCAAAGAAUGUCUGGACCAUCGACCGUCACUCGUCCCACUGCGGCUUCGACCACGGUCGCGAAGCCAGUCUCGCGGAUUGCUUCUCGUCCUUCACUUGUAACCCCCACGGCUGGGUUGAGAUUGCUGCAACCUCGCGCAUCGGGUCUUUCGUCGACUACCAGAGUCGAACCUGCCCUGUCUCGUUCCGGGAGUGCCUCGAGCGGCUUGUCCAGCACUUCGACUGCACCGACCUCUUCGUCGCAGCCAGACAGUGCCGACUUGCCCAACGAGGCCAAGACACCGAUGCGAAGUCGGCGCAAGAGCACCUUCACCAGCUCGCGUCCGCCUGUAUCUGGAGCUCGUCGACGAGAUUCGCUCGCAGCUGCUGGCGUUGUCGUCCAACCGCAACCCAUUCCGCCGCUUCCCUCCCUCGGUCCUGCUACACCGGGACGCACGCGGACCACGUCGACUCCGGGUACUGGCACGUCGCCCGGUCUCAAGACACCCACCGCCGCGACGACACGGACGAUUCCAAAGCCCAGAUCGUCAUUGACCGGCCGCACCGGUGCUGUGAAUGCUACGACGCCGACUGCCGCUCGCAGCACGCUCUCAGCUUCUACAGCUACAGCAACGCGUACACCUGUCGGUCGGACAGCAACGUCGCGCUCGGCAUCACUCGCUACGCCAACAGCACGAACCGCCUCGAGUCGCUCCUCGCUAGCACCUGUCGAGGCAACGCCCGUAGCCGGAGGGAUGAGGAAGAGCGUAUCUCAACCGCACGGACUCGAUCUCGAUCCCACCGGAACGCCCGUCACUGUUCGACCGGCGAGGACACUGGUUCCACGUGCGAGCAUGACGCGCAUCGGCAGCGUCGGCUCCUCCGCAAGCACUCGACCCUCGGCACUCGUCACUCCACGAGCGACGGAUGGUCGGGUAGGAGCAGCGUUGGACGACAGACGCACCAACGGCAGCGUUGCGGCGAGUGGAAAUUCGGCUGUCGGGAAGGUUGGUGUACCGGCUGCACACAGGCCAUCGGUCACUGGGGGUGA